Trachymyrmex cornetzi is the source of this 1244-nucleotide messenger RNA. Its product is annotated as RNA-binding protein 1. Bases 163 to 651 code for a protein of 162 amino acids. The transcript has 7 exons. Lineage: Eukaryota; Metazoa; Arthropoda; Insecta; Hymenoptera; Formicidae. The record is from RefSeq and is a predicted model, not a curated record. Gene Ontology annotation, molecular function: RNA binding.
GAUGGAAGAGUGGGCUGAACUCGCUGAACAGGUCGAUGCCAAAUAGACUAAAAUCGACGCCAUUUUAUGUUCAGUGUAGUUGUGUCGUGGAUCUGACUCCAAUCGCAAGCGAUUUUUAAGCAGUUCUAGCAGUUCUAGUAGAACACUCUCAUAGGUUGAAAAAUGUCUCGGUAUCGCGAAUGGGAUCUAUCUUGCAAGGUUUAUGUUGGUAAUUUAGGCAGCAGCGCUAGCAAACAUGAAAUUGAAAGCGCAUUCAGUAAGUAUGGUCCACUAAGAAAUGUGUGGGUAGCUCGAAAUCCUCCUGGUUUCGCAUUUGUGGAGUUUGAGGAUCCACGAGACGCUGAAGACGCCGUAAGAGGAUUGGAUGGAACACGAUGUUGUGGCACCAGAGUGAGAGUCGAGAUGUCCUCUGGGAGAAGUCGCCGUGGUGGUGGCGGUCGCAGACCUGGUCCUCGUUAUUCUAGGUCCAGGUCGCGCAGCCCUCGUAGGAAAUCCCUUGGUCGUUACCCGAGAUCCUGUUCGAGAAGUCCGCGGAAAGCAUCGAUAAGCCAUUACUCCAGAUCGAGAUCACGCAGUCCCCGUAGAAGAUCAUUGACCCGGAGCCGCAGCCGAGAUCGCCGCUCACGUUCGGAUUCCCGUGACAGACGUUAGAUGCUAAAAGUUCAAGAGAGAAAGAGAAGUAGAUAGAAAGAGAAAGAGAGAGAAAAAGCGGAUCGACUUUAUGUGCUGGAGGGAAGGCAGAAAGAAAAAAAAGAUAAAAUGAGAAAUUUUUGUAUGUACAUAAUAAAAAUGGAUUGUUAAUCACACAUACAUACUACACGCUCGCGUUUGAAAUUGAGCAAUUAUAAAAAUGCGACGAAAAGUAGACCAACAGACAUUUGAUCAAUUUCGUAAAUCACAUAUUUAGUUUAUAAGCUACAGUCUCCAAGUUUCACGACUAUAGUAGACACAUACAUAAUAUAUUAUGCACAGUAUAUUAGCAUAUUAUAUGACUAGGUGAAUAAUUGUAUGCCUAUUUGUCUAAUUAACGUUAUCAAGAUAUACUACUUAAAAACAAAAAUAAUAAAACAUUACAAAAAAAUUUAAUUAAAAGACAUUUGAUGGAUACAUUGUGGAACAAAAUUUAAUCUUUUUUUCUUUGCUACACGAGUGUCAAUAGUCAUCUUUUGUCUGCUGAACAUAAGUCUGUUAGCAAAAGUUUUAUCACCAAAGAUUUCUUCGUGUUGCUUUAAAUUGCUUGAAAU